Messenger RNA from Prunus armeniaca (apricot), 3012 nucleotides. NCBI's taxonomy places the organism in Eukaryota, Viridiplantae, Streptophyta, Magnoliopsida, Rosales, Rosaceae. The record is from the annotation of a GenBank genome assembly.
AUGUUUGGUUCUACUAACCCUUUUGGGCAGUCAUCUAGCAGCCCGUUUGCAUCCCAACCGGUCUUUGGGCAGACCAGCAACACAAGUAACAAUCCUUUUGUUCCCAAGCCUUUUGGUAGCACAACUCCGUUUGGUGCCCAAACAGGGAGUUCCAUAUUUGGCGGCACUUCAACUGGUGUAUUUGGUGCAGCUCAAUCUACUUCACCUUUUCCUUCCUCAACGACCUUCGGUGCUUCAUCCUCACCAGCUUUUGGAAAUACAACUCCUGCUUUUGGAGCAGCUUCUAGUCCGGCUUUCAAUAGUUCACCAUCACCUUUUGGUGGUUCAUCUGGUUUUGGUCAGAAGCCUGUUUUUGGAGCAUUUGGGUCCAAUACUACUCAACCAAGUCCUUUUGGAAGCACAACUCAGCCAUCACAGCCCGCAUUUGGGAGCGGUAUAUUUGGUUCCACCACACCAUUUGGUGGAUCAAGUCAGCCAGCCUUUGGGGCUACUAGCACCCCCCCAGCCUUUGGGGCUACAAGUAGUCCAGCCUUUGGUGCUACUACCACCCCAGCGUUUGGUGCUACUACCACCCCAGCAUUUGGUGCUACAAGCACCCCAGCCUUCGGGGCUACUAGCAACCCCCCAGCCUUUGGGGCUACUAGCAACCCCCCAGCCUUUGGGGCUACAAGCAGUCCAGCCUUUGGUUCCACAACAAGUCCUACGUUUGGAAGCACAGGAUCUGCAUUCGGGGUGUCAAAUUCUUCCGUGUUUGGAUCUACGGGAGCCUUUGGGGCUUCAAGCACCCCAGCUUUUGGUUCAUCUGGAUCCACUUUUGGUACUUCAAGCAAUCCAGGUUUUGGUGCGUCAAGUGCUCCUGGUUUUGGUUCAUCCAGUACUCCAUCUUUCAGCUUUACAUCAGCUCCUGCUUUUGGCCAAUCAAAUUCUACAUUUGGUAGUUCCUCAUCUCCAUUUGGAGCACAGAGUUCUCCAUUCGGAACUCAGCCAACACCAUUGGGGAACAAUACCUUUGGGCAGUCAGCUUUUGGGGGCCAACAACGUGGGGGUAGUAGAGUGGCUGCAUAUACUGAAACUCCUGAACCAGAUGGUGGUAGUGGGGCUACUGCUGCAAAAUUGGAGUCAAUAUCAGCAAUGCCAGUAUAUAAAGACAAAAGUCACGAAGAACUUCGCUGGGAGGAUUAUCAAUUGGGGGAUAAAGGUGGUCCAGCUCCUGCAGGUGGGAGUGGCUUUGGCAUGUCUACGGCACAACCAAACUCUUUGAAUACUGCGUCAUCAUUUCCUCAAGCAUCUACAAGUCCUUUUAAUACCGCAACUGCACCUAAUUUGUUUACUCCAAAAACUCCAUCCUUCCCUUCUACAGGCUUUGGAACAUCGUCUACACCAUUCAGUUCAUCAUCUUUUGGGCUUUCUACUUCAACCAAUAUUUUUACCCCAUCAUCAUCUCCUUCGGGUUUUGGACAAACCUCAUCUCCAUCUCUCUUUACUUCAUCAGCGCCAUCCACAUUUUCAUUUUCUGCUCCAGCUCAAACAUCAAAUUCCACAUUUAAUACGGGAAUGUUCAAUUCCACUGCUCCAGUUGCACAGACAGGUAGUACUUUUGGACUAAGUACCACUUCGUUUGGGCAGAACACAGCCCCAUUUGGUCAAUCAAAUGCAUUCAAUACUCCCUCUACUGGCUAUGGUUUGGGGAGCUCCUCUACUGCUAGUGCUACAAGCAACCUGAUGGGUUUUAGUCAACCAGCUCCUUCUUUUCCCCAGCCUUUCCAGUCAUCUCAGACUCCUCAGAACAAUGGGUUUGGAUUCAACAGUUUUAAUCAAACUCAGCCAGGCAAUACAGGUGGCUUGGGUGGUUCAGUGGGAAUUCUUGGACAGAAUAACUUUGGACAAUUGUCUGCUACUCAAAGCUCUGCAGCUGUACAACCAGUACCUGCUACCAAUCCAUUUGGAACGCUCCCUGCAAUGCCUCAGAUGUCAAUUGGUCGUGGUGGAACUGCACCAUCAAUUCAAUAUGGGAUUUCAAGCAUGCCUGUUGUAGACAAACUGGCGCCUGCUAGAAUGUCAUCAUCUUUAGUGACUUCUCGACACCUGACUCAAAGGCGGGUCAGAUUGCCUGUGAGAAAAUAUUAUCCUAAGAAUGAUGAUCAAAGGUUCCCUUUCUUUAUUGAUGAUGAAGAAACAGUCAAUACCCCCAAGGCGGAUGCUCUUUUCCUUCCCAGGGAAAACCCAAGAGCACUCGUCAUUCGUCCCAAAGAACAGUGGCCUCUAAGGGCCAGUGCUGAGAAAGCAUCCCCAUUAAAGGAUACUUCUACUCCGGUGCAUGAGAAUGAAACUCCACAUGAAGAUAGCAUUGUCAAGGAGCGUGUGAAUCAUGUCAAAGCCAACCAGAAACCUAACGGAGUCCAUGAUGAUCAUUCUAUUCAGAAAGGGGACUCAUAUAUGACACUGAGUGGGCAUAGAGCCGGUGAGGCUGCUAUUGUAUAUGAGCAUGGCGCUGACAUUGAAGCACUAAUGCCAAAGCUCCGGCGCUCUGACUACUAUACAGAGCCUCGAAUCCAGGAACUGGCGGCGAAGGAAAGGGCAGAACCUGGGUUCUGCUGUCACGUCAAGGACUUUGUGGUCGGACGAGUUGACUAUGGUAGCAUCAAGUUCUUUGGUGAGACAGAUGUGAGACGCCUUGAUCUGGAAUCUGUGGUGCAGUUUAACAAUCGGGAGGUGAUAGUGUACAUGGAUGACAACAAGAAACCUCCUGUUGGGCAAGGCCUCAAUAAACCUGCUGAGGUAACACUUCUCAACAUUACAUGCAUGGACAAAAAAACAGGGCGCCGGUUUACAGAAGGGCCAAAAACUGAAAAAUACAAGCAGAUGUUGAAGAAGAAAGCGGAGGAUCAAGGUGCUGAGUUUGUCUCUUAUGACCCCUUGAAAGGAGAGUGGAAGUUCAAAGUAAGCCACUUCAGUAAGUACGAGUUGGGAGAUGAAGACGACUGGGAUGUGGAUGGUGCCCAAGAUUGCUGA